Messenger RNA from Penicillium odoratum, 2043 nucleotides. RefSeq lists its product as uncharacterized. NCBI's taxonomy places the organism in Eukaryota, Fungi, Ascomycota, Eurotiomycetes, Eurotiales, Aspergillaceae. Gene Ontology annotation, cellular component: cytoplasm. Gene Ontology annotation, biological process: cytoskeleton organization; cell surface receptor signaling pathway. The record is from RefSeq and is a predicted model, not a curated record. The transcript has 6 exons. The coding region runs from base 1 to 2043 and encodes 680 amino acids. Gene Ontology annotation, molecular function: protein binding.
AUGGCUGAUGUUCCUUUCCCCGGUGGAGCUCGAGGAGCUCCAGGAUACGGCAUCGGCCAACGUCGCUCUUCCUACGCCUCCGUCGUGUCCGGCAACGCAUUCUCUCCCCCGAUUUCCAGCUCAUUUUCUCAUUUGCUGAACUCCAACCCCAUCUCCUCUUAUCCCCCACCCUCUCCGUCUGAGGGCCACCUCCAUCGGGCCUUGUCCGGCUUGAAUGCCGCAGAUAUGCAUCUCAACCCGGCCUCUAGGUCCGCUUCCUCUUUGGACUCUCUCCCUGCCUACUCCCGCAAGUAUGCCGGUAUUCCGCGCUCGACAGAUUUUCCGCACAGCCUGGCUUUGACCGAUACCCCGUCGUUCUUGACUCCUUCCUACCUACGUGACUCUCCAUACAUCUCUCGCCUCGAGGCCGCCCACCGAGCCAAGUUGGCCACCCAGCAGCGUGAUAAUUCUUCAUCAAAUCCCGCCUCAAACCCUCCCCUUUCAACAUCAUCCAGCCAUGUCCACCUUCACCGCAUGGCGCCGUCCCACCGCGGUAUGACGUAUGAUCUCAUCGAGAAAGAACCCCCGACGGUUGCCGAUAACACCAUUAAUCCCCUUCCCACCCAGUGGAGCUCAGUGGACAAAUAUACCGGUCUAGAACUAUCAAGUGAUGGCUUUGAGGUCCGAUACGGUGGCCCUGUGCACAAACACGAUCACGAGGCAGCUGCGUUGCGGGCGGACAACCCCAUGCCGCCACAGUGCGGGAUCUACUAUUUCGAGAUAAAGAUUGAAUCCAAGCCGAAGGAAGGCAUGAUUGGAAUCGGUUUCUCCAGCACAAAGGCUUCCGUUGAGAGACUCCCAGGUUGGGAGCAGGAAUCUUGGGCAUACCACGGAGAUGACGGAAAGUCAUUUUACGGCGAAAGCCAAGGCCAAGGCAAGCCUUAUGGACCAACCUUUGGAGUUGGAGAUAUCGUCGGAUGUGGUGUCAACUUCUCCACUGGUCAAGCCUUCUUCACCAAGAAUGGCGCCUUUCUAGGAUAUGCAUUUCGUGAAUUGCGCAACGUCAAACUAUAUCCAUCUGUCGGGAUGAAGAAACAACCCCCAGUGCACUUAAAGGCGAAUUUCGGCCAGGAGCCAUUCGUAUACGAUAUUGACGGCAUGGUUCGGCACGAGAAAGUCGCCAUCGAAUCUCAGAUUAGCAUGACAAGCACAGACAGCUUACAGCCGCCUCUAGAUGAAUCAGCGUUGCUUCAGGAGUUGGUUGCUCAGUUUUUGGCCCACGAUGGCUAUGUAGAGACUGCGCGAGCAUUUGCUGAAGAGGUUGCCACUGAAACAGCAGCUCUGCAGAAUGGACAUGACGCCCCUUUGAAGAAAUACGAAGUUGAGGAAGAUCACGAAGCCAUUAAUCGAAACAGAAUCCGUGCUGCUAUCCUCGAUGGCGAUAUUGACAAAGCCCUUAAGCAUACGAAUGCCUAUUACGCCAGCGUUCUAGAAGACCACCCCCAUAUUCUUUUCAAGCUCCGGUGCCGCAAACUACUGGAAAUGAUGCGCCAAGAUUAUGAGGAGGCAAAACAUGGCUACUCAGUAUCGUCAGGGGCUCAAAAUGCCGUUUUCGAUCAGGAGAUGGAACUCGAUGAUGGAAAUUGGGAUGCAGACGGGAUGGAUACUGAAGAGGCUGGGCCUCCCGAGCCUGAGUCAACGCCGCAAGUACCCUCUGGUAUUUCGACCCAAGCCAUCUUGUAUGGCCGGCAACUGAGUCUGGACUACCCAUCCAAUGAAAAUGGUGGGGACCUGAAUAUGCUUAAGCAAAUUGGGUCACUACUAGCGUACACGGACUUCAACUCUCCAAAUGGAUAUUUACUAGAUCCUUCUGAGCGAGUGGCUGUGGCGGAGGAACUGAACUCGGCCAUUUUAGUGUCCCUGGGGAAAUCAUCAUCCGCAGCUCUAGAGAGGCUAUACCAGCAAACAGAGGUCCUAGUUAACGAGAUCAGUGAAGACGGCGGCGCUGGGGCGUUCAUCAAUGUUCGGAAUUACAUCAACGAUCGGAAUGACGGUUUGCUUUGA